AAUUGUAUUUAGCGCAGAAUAUUGGCUCAGUACAUUAAAGGACGUUGCACUUUCUCUCAUCCUUUCAACCUUUUCAACAGGAAUUUUCGACGAUUGGCGGGUCUUCAUCCAUCUCCAUCACUCAUCCAUUAAUUAAAGCUCAACCCAAGGACUUUACUGACGCAGAGAAGAAGAAGAAGAAGGAAAGAUGCAAAGACCACAACUCCCAAUUCUGAUAUUGUUCUUCUGUCUUAUCAGUGUGUUUACAAGGAACCCACAUGCCCAGACACUGCCACCUGCAAGGUACGAUGGGUUCAUUUACGAGAAUAGCCUAGGUGACGCCGAUUCCAUCUUGAUUGAAGCCUUCUAUGAUCCUGUAUGCCCCGAUAGCAGAGACUCAUGGCCUCCUCUCAAACAGGCUCUUCAUUAUUAUGGGUCUCGCACUUCGCUCGUUGUUCACCUACUUCCGUUGCCGUACCAUGAUAAUGCUUUUGUUGCUUCUCGUGCUUUGCAUAUUGCAAAUAUUCUGAACACUUCUUCUACAUUCCCCUUGCUAGAGCGGUUCUAUGAGCAUCAGGAGAGAUUCUAUAAUGCUCAGACACGCAACUUAUCAAGAGCUUCAGUCGUAAAAGAAAUAGUGAAAUUUGCCACCGCAGCAGUUGGGAACUCUUAUUAUUCUGCAAUUGAAUCUGGCUUUAAUGACAGAAAAACUGAUCUUAAAACAAGGGUUUCCUUCAAGUAUAGUGCUUCAAGAGGAGUAUUUGGCACGCCUACUUUCUAUGUCAAUGGCUUCGCAUUGCCUGAUUCUGGCUCAGCCUUGGAUUAUAAAGGCUGGAGAAGUAUCAUUGAUCCACUGAUUAAAGCAAAGAAGGGCAAAAUUGGGGAGAAAUUGCAUUAUUUACUGUGAAUAGCUCAUUGCAAUUUAUAUCAUCAGAAGAAAAAGUCUGUACUACUGGUGUUGAAUUUGUGUUGAUGCAAUAAACUUUUUCAGUAGUUGAAAACAGAGAUGAUGUUACUGCUGAGUUCUGGCUUCCGACCAAGUGAAUAGUGGUUUGGAGGCCAUGAAGCGGGUAACGUAUUCUACCAGUGUGCUGCUUGCUAUUCAGAACUAAAGAUUCAUGAAAAGCAUAUGUCAUUUAUAAGAAAAGAAUUCAAAUGAGUAUUUGCAUAUUUUAUUUUA
Molecule: messenger RNA, 1159 nt
Organism: Manihot esculenta (cassava)
Lineage: Eukaryota; Viridiplantae; Streptophyta; Magnoliopsida; Malpighiales; Euphorbiaceae
Exons: 4
Coding region: 188-886 (232 amino acids)
Source: RefSeq, a predicted model, not a curated record